AUGUAUGGAAAUCUAUGGUAACUUUGGUAAUUUACACUUGAAUAACAUUUUUUAAAAGUAUUCAUAUAUAAAAAUAUAUAUCUGUGUCCAUAUUGUCUAUGACCAUAUGCUUCAAGAGAAAAUAAACAAAAAAAGCAUCUAAUCAAAAUAAUUUAGUUAAUUAAUGUAAACAGCAUCUAAUCAACAUCUUUAUUUUUUAUUUCAGAUUUUUUUUGUUGAAGGGCAGUGGGCCCGGAUUCAAAACCAUUUAGACUCUGGCAUAUAUGUGCACAUAGAUCAUACAAUGGCAUCCUUUAAAUUAACUCUGCUACUCUUCCAACUGUUGACUUUUUUCACAACUGCCACCAGUUUGAUGCCAAAACAGCAACGACAACAAAUACAUAUUGACAUAGUAAAAUGAAUAAAAGUGUGUAUAAAAUAUAUAUAUACACUACCAGUCAAAAGUUUGGACACACCUACUCAUUCAAGGGUUUUUCUUUAUUUUUACUAUUUUCAACGUUGUAGAAUAAUAGUGAAGACAUCAAAACUAUGAAAUAACACAUAUGGAAUCAUGUACUAACCCAAAAGGUGUUAAACAAAUGAAAAUAUAUUUUAUUUUUGAGAUUCUUCAAAUAGCCACCCUUUGCUUUGAUGACAGCUUUGCACACUCUUGGCAAAAAUAUAGACACAACAUGUAAAUAUCCCAGAAUUUGUCCAUAUGCAUAAAAACCUUAUUUCUCUCAAAUGUUGUGCACAAAUUUGUUUACAUCUAUGUUAGUGAACAUUUCUCCUUUGUCAAGAUAAUCCAUCCACCUGACAGGUGUGGCAUAUCAAGAAGCUUAUUAAACAGCAUGAUCAUUACACAGUGCACCUUGUGCUGGGGACAACAAAAGGCCACUCGAAAAUGUGCAGUUUUGUCACAUAACACAAUGCCACAGAUGUCUCAAGUUUUGAGGGAGCGUGCAAUUGGCAUGCUGACUGCAGGAAUGUCCACCAGAACUGUUGCCAGAGAUUGUAAUGUCCAUUUCUCUACCAUAAGCCGCCUCCAACGUUGUUUUAGAGAAUUUGGCAGUAUGUCCAACCAGCCUCACAACCGCAGACCACGUGUAACCAUGCCAGCCCAGGACCUCCACAUCCGGCUUCUACACCUGCGGAUCGUCUGAGUCCAGCCACCCGGACAGCCGAUGAAACUGAGGAGUAUUUCUGUCUGUAAUAAAGCCCUUUUGUGGGGGAAAACGUAUUGUGAUUGGCUGGGCCUGGCUCCCCAGUGGGUGGGCCUGUCUCCCAAGUGGGUGGGCCUAUGCCCUCCCAGGCCCACCCAUGGCUGCACCCCUGCCCAGUAAUGUGAAAUCCAUAGAUUAGGGCCUAAUUUAUUUAUUUCAAUUGACUGAUUACUGUAAGGCAGUAAAAUUGUUGAAAUUGUUGCAUGUUGCAUUUAUAUUUUUGUUCAAUUUUGCCGUUUUAAAGCAAAUUUCCUGCUAUUCUACAUAUUCUGCAAUGGAGCUGAGAGAACAUUUUUCAGUUUUAAAGCUACAGUACCUUGCAAAAGUAUUCAUCCCCCUUGCAUUUUCGUAUUUUGUUGCAUUACAACCUGUAAUUUAAAUAGGUUUUUAUUUGGAUUUCAUGUAAUGGACAUACACAAAAUAGUCCAAAUAGGUGAAGUGAAAUGAAAAAAAAUAUUUGUUUCAAAAAAUUCAAAAAAUAAAUAACGGAAAAGUGGUGCGUGCAUAUAUUUAUUCACCCCCUUUGCUAUGAAGCCGCUAAAUGAGAUCUGGUGCAACCAAUUACCUUCAGAAGUCACAUAAUUAGUUAAAUAAAGUUCACCUGUGUGCAAUCUAAGUGUCACAUGAUCUGUCACAUGAUCUCAGUAUAUAUACACCUGUUCUGAAAGGCCCCAGAGUCUGCAACACCACUAAGCAAGGGGCACCACCAAGCAAGCGGCACCAUGAAGACCAAGGAGCUCUCCAAACAGGUCAGGGACAAAGUUGUGGAGAAGUACAGAUAAGGGUUGGGUUAUAAAACAAUAUCAGAAACUUUGAACAUCCCACAGAGCACCAUUAAAUCCAUUAUAAAAAAAUGGAAAGAAUAUGGCACCACAACAAACCUGCCAAGAGAGGGCCGCACAUCAAAACUCACGGACCAGGCAAGGAGGGCAUUAAUCAGAGAGGCAACAAAGAGACCAAAGAUAACCCUGAAGGAGCUGCAAAGCUCCACAGCGGAGAUUGGAGUAUCUGUCCAUAGGACCACUUUAAGCCGUACACUCCACAGAGUUGGCCUUUACAGAAGAGUGGUCAUAAAAAAGCCAUUGCUUAAAGAAAAAAAUAAGCAAACACGUUUGGUGUUCGCCAAAAGGUGUGUGGGAGACUCCCCAAACAUAUGGAAGAAGAUACUUUUUGGCCAUCAAGGAAAACGCUAUAUCUGGCGCAAACCCAACAGCUCUCAUCACCCCGAGAUCAUCAUGCUGUGGGGAUGUUUUUCAUUGGCAGAGACUGGGAAACUGGUCAGAGUUGAAGGAAUGAUGGAUGGCGCUAAAUACAGGGAAAUUCUUGAGGGAAACCUGUUUCAGUCUUCCAGAGAUUUGAGACUGGGACGGAGGUUCACCUUCCAGCAGGACAAUGACCCUAAGCAUAAUGCUAAAGCAACACUGAAGUGGUUUAAGGGGAAACAUUUAAAUGUCUUGGAAUGGCCUAGUCAAAGCCCAGACCUCAAUCCAAUUCAGAAUCUGUGGUAUGACUUAAAGAUUGCUGUACACCAGCAGAACCCAUACAACUUGAAGGAGCUGGAGCAGUUUUUCCUUGAAGAAUGGGCAAAAAUCCCAGUGGCUAGAUGUGCCAAGCUUAUAGAGAUAUACCCCAAGAGACUUGCAGCUGUAAUUGCUGCAAAAGGUGCCUCUACAAAGUAUUGCCUUUUUUUUGGGGGGGGGGGGAUGCCAAGGGGGGUGAAUACUUUAGCAAGCCACUGUAAUUUCCUGCAAUUCAAUGCAUUUUGCCAUGGCUAAUGCUUUUUUAUUUCACUCAAACAUAAUAACAAUUUCAAUACUGCACAAAAAAUAGUUUUUGUAAUAUUCUAUUUUCCCUUACUGUCUAGCUUAUUUUGGUGAUUGUUAGUUCUCAAAGAUUUAAAAAAAUAUAUAUAGGUCCGUUAUCUUCUCUACAUAUUUUAUAUCUGGUUUAAGUCAUUUAACCUUUUACUGCAGUGGGCUAAAUCAGGGUCACAGAGUGAUUCUUGGUAGUCUUAAACAAAUCUACUUUGAAACAAAAGUAUACACCUCACACACAUUGUUAUGGGCUUAAAAAAAAGAAGUCACCUGUACCAUGUCAGAUAUAGAGUUGGAAUGUAUUCAGUUUUAAGUUUUCAUCCCAAUAUUACACUUUAUAUACAUCACAGAAGACUGAAAUAUAACAAAUCUUUUUGACAUAGAAACACUGGAUUUUCAUCAGUAAAAAAAAUAUAUAUAUUUAUUAGUUAUGAAAUUAUGAAAAAUAUAAGUAACAUUCCACCCAGGAGGCCAAAGGGGGCACUUUUGGUCAUUGGCUGCAGGAAAGGGCUACAUUUACACUGAAAGCAUUUGUCCAUCCUGAAAAUCUAUUUGGACUUAGAUGUCCCCAAAAAAACCGCUUAGGAUUUCAAUGGCAGAAAAAUACCUGUAUGUUAUCAAUACGUAUCCUUCUAAUCUACUCGUUCUCACUAAGCGUCAAUAUAAAAGUCAAACACAGUCCUGUCUUUAGACUGUUGUGAAUAAAGCCUGUAUUAGGAAAAUAUUACUAGAUACACCACACUGUCACAUUCAACUCAGUGACUAAUCUAAACCUAGCCUAAUAGCAUAACUUUGCCUAACCUAGCAUAAAAUAGCUGUCUGUGGCAUCAUGUAGAGAGAUUUAAAGAUGCACACACUGCUCUGAUGCAUCUCAUCUCAUCACUCCCUCCUCCCUCCAUGCCCCUCUCCUGUCUUUUGAUUUGGAGCAUCCCUAUUCUGGCCGCAAUGUGUUUGUAUAUGUAGCAGCUCACUGUCUCCCUCGUGUGGACAAAUACAGAACCGCAACACUGCAGCAUCACAGUCCCAAUGGACGCAUGCAGGGAUUCUGUUUCUGCUUGCGCUAUCCUUAUUUUUGGCAUGCUGUUUUCUGUGUGAAUCUCUUCAGUUUCUCUUUCAGUUCAUUCAUAUCCACCCCCAUCCCCCCACCCCCCUCCCCAGCCACCAAGCUAUCAGACCUGUUUGGCGUAGUACGCAGGGCGUCAGGGCCCAUGUCUGAUGGGGAAGGGGGCACCAGCACACCUCCACCCCCUCCAGCCGCCCCCUCCGUCGCCGCCUCCCCACCCAUGGCACACACCCCUAUGCAGCGUAAGUACACUAUAGCAGGACCAGAGUAUUUAGAUAAGCUGGUCUGCGUCGGAAAUGGAACCCUAUUCACUCACAAGAGAAGGAUCUGUGUUUUGAGAGGUCUUCAUGGAUAUGUUUCAUAUUCGUCAUUCUAAGUCAGUUUGUAAUAAGUCAAUUUCGAAUGGAACAUGUGACUUUUCUGUUUAUACUUUAUACUUUCAUUUUUUUAUUUCACCGUCAUUUAAUUUUGUGAUCUUUUCUACCCCUACACCUCCUCCCUCUUUCUCCUGCUCCUUUGCUCUUUCUCUCUCUAACUCUCUCUCUCUCUCUCCAUCCGUAUCUAUCCCUCUGUCCCUGCGACCAGUGUCCCGUCUUUCAGACCUAGUGGGCAAUGUUCGCCGGUCGUCUGCCCCAGCCCCUCCCCCCGCCACACCUGCACCCGCCGAGGUAGAGGUGGCACCAGCCCCCAGGCCCACUCCCCCCCCAUCACACCCCACCUCCCCUCCUCCCCCCAUGUCCCCCUCCAGCCUCUCCCUCACCUCUCAGAGUGAGUACUGGGCAUGACCCCUGACCCCAGAGUGUUGCCAAUCAGAAGGCUGUGUAGUAUAGUGCAUGUUGUGACACCACUCACUCAGCACUGUGACUUGACUCGUGUUUGGUAAGCACUCCAAAGCCCUAACGAGGGUUUCCCUAGCAUUAUAUAUCAGGCGAGGCCGGCCUCUUGCCGAGUUCAGUUGGGUAAAAAGGGGCCUCUAGGCCUACUGGUUUUAAUCGAUUGUUUUGGUGGGUUUGCAGCGUGUUUCGAUUUUUGCUGUAGAGGCCUUUAUUUGCUUUAGGGUCUUUGGGCCCUACCUAGGGGAAACAAGGAAACACAACUAACUGUGUGCUGUUUUUUUGCUUGUUGGAAGUGAAAAUGGUGAGUUGUGUGGUGUGACAUGUAGCAACUAACAUUCACUGCAGAGUGAUAUUAUAAUGAGUUAUCAACUGGUUGUGUUUGUGUGUCGUUUUGGUGUUGGUUGCAGUUUACUUCAAUUGCUUUGGUACUAUUUUCACAAGUAUGUGGUGAAUUUUCUAAACUCUUAGUACAAAACUCAGGUCUGGUAACAUUUGUAACGCAGUCUCAUAUUCAAAACCUUUCAUUGUUCAUUCAUUUUGUUUGGAGACAUCUUUCACCAUACAACCAUUGAUCCAAAAUAUACGUUUACUGUGAAAACCAUGAGAACAUUGAUUUAAUCACCAAAACACAACAUAAUGAUGUCUUCUCAAUUUAGUUGGUUUAACAACCAGUUAAUCCAAUAGCAAAACAUUUGAUAUCAAAAUUGCCCUUUUAAUGUAGUAUGUUAAAGUACUGUACACAGGCCAGUGACGACGAACGCCGAAGCCUACCCGAACAAGGAGAGGAGGCAGCCUCGGAGGAAGUUGUGACAAUACCCCCCCCCCCCCUUGACGUGCAGCUCCAGCAUCGGGGACAACCAGGAGGACGCGGAGCAGGGCGAGCCGGAUGGCGACGGUGGAAAUCCCGCAACAGGGAGGGAUUGAGGAUAUCCCUCACCGGGACCCAGCACAGCUCCUCCGGACCGUACCCCUUCCACUCCACGAGGUACUGAAGGCCCCCCACCCGACGCCUCAAAUCCAGGAUGGAACGGACGGAGUACACCGGGGCCCCUUCGAUGUCCAGAGGGGGCGGAGGGACCUCCCGCACCUCAGACUCCUGGAGCGGACCAACCACCACCGGCCUGAGGAGAGACACAUGGAACGAGGGGUUAAUGCAGUAAUCUGGAGGGAGUAGUAACCUAUAAGUAACCUUGUUUAUUCUCCUCAGGACUUUGAAUGGCCCCACAAACCGCGGGCUCAGCUUCCGGCAGGGCAGGCGGAGGGGCAGAUUCCGGGUCGAGAGCCAGACCCGAUCACCGGUACAAAGACCGGGGCCUCACUGCAGUGGCGGUCAGCGUUGGCCUUCUGGCGACGCACGGCGCGUUGGAGGUGGAUGUGAGCCACCGAAACCAGUCAUCCACCGUAGGAGCCUCGGUCUGGCUCUGAUGCCACGGUGCCAGAACCGGCUGAUAACCCAAAACACAUUGAAAUGGAAUUAGGUUAGUGGAGGAGUGGCAGAGAGAGUUAUGGGCAUAUUCAGCCCAUGGCAAGAACACCGACCACUCCCCCUGCCGUUCUUGGCAGUAGGACCGCAGGAACCUACCCACAUCCUGAUUCACCCGUUCCACCUGCCCAUUAGACUCGGGGUGAAAACCAGAGACCCCCAGACGUUCCAUGAUCGCCUUCCAGACCCUGGAUGUGAACUGGGGACCCCGGUCAGACACUACGUCCUCUGGCACCCCGUAGUGCCGGAAGACGUGUGUAAACAGGGCCUCCGCAGUCUGCAGGGCCAUGGGGAGACCGGGCAGAGGAAGGAGGCGGCAGGCUUUGGAAAAGCGGUCCACAACGACCAGGAUGGUGGUGUUACCUUGAGAGAGGGGAAGAUCAGUAAGGAAGUCAAUACACAAGUAGGACCAUGGUCGUUGUGGAACUGGUAAGGUCUGUAACUUACCCGCUGGGAGGUGCCUAGCUGCCUUACUCUGGGCGCACACCGAGCAGUAGGAGACAUACACCCUCACGUCCUUAGCCAAGGUAGGCCACCAGUACUUUCUGGUCAGGCAGCGCACUGUACCACCGAUACCUGGGUGACCAGAGGAGGGGGACGUGUGUGCCCAAUAGAUCAGACGGUCACGGACAAGAGAAGGCACAUACUGCAGCCCAGCUGGACAUUGAGGUGGAGAUGGCUCUGUGAGUGACGCCCACUCUAUGUCCGCGUCCAUCGCCCAUACUACUGGCGCCACAAUGCAGGAGGCUGGGAGUAUGGGGGUGUUGUCUCUGGGCCUCUCCUCUGUGUCAUACAGCCGGGACAGUACAUCUGCCUUCACGUUCUUCAUACCCGGGAUGUAAGAUAGUGUAAAAUCAAACCGGGUGAAGAAUAGGGCCCACCUGGCCUGGCGAGGGUUCAGCCUCCUCGCUGCCCGGAUGUACUCCAGGUUACGGUGGUCCGUCCAGACGAGGAAAGGGUGUUUCGCCUCCCUCGAGCCAGUGCCUCCACAUGGUCAGGGCUCGGACAACAGCCAACAGCUCCCGAUCACCAACGUCGUAGUUCUGCUCCGUCGGGAUGAGCUUCUUGGAGAAGAAAGCACAGGGGCGGAGCUUGGGUGGCGUGCCCGAGCGUUGAGAUAGGACAGCGCCUAUCCCUACCUCAGACGCAUUCACCUCCACUACGAACGGUAGUGAUGGAUUGGGAUGGGCCAGUACUGGGGCUGAGGUGAACAGAACCCUCAGGUUACUGAAGGCCCUGUCAGCCUCUGCAGACCAGCGGAGCUGGGACGGCCCACCCUUCAACAGAGAUGUGAUGGGAGCUGCGACCUUGUCAAAGCCCCAAAUUAACCUCCGAUAGUACUUGAGGAGGCAGGCGAAGUGGAGGGACGUAUGAACCCCUGGCACAGGGACUCGGAGACGUAUGUCUCCAUAGCCUCCAUUUCAGCCUGCGACAGGGGAUACACAUGACUCCUGGGAGGCACAGCAUCUUGCAGGAGGUUUAUUGCGCAAUCCCCCGCCCGAUGAGGUGGUAAUUUUGUCGCCUGCGUUUUGGAAAACGCAUGCGCCAAAUCGAGGUAUUCGGGGGGGAACGCACGGUGGAGCUAGUGUCUGGACUUUCCAUCGUGGUUGCACCAAUGGAAACACCUAGACACCUACCCUGACAAUCUCGCGACCACCCCGUGAGAACCCUCUGCGGCCAUGAAAAGGUGGGGUUGUGUAGUGCUAACCAGGGAAGACCUAACACAACAGGGAAAUCAGGAGACUCAAUAAUAAAAAAAGUGACUUGCUCUCGAUGAGUCUCGUGCGUAACCAUAGUGACUGAUGCUGUAAAUUGCCUAACGAACCCGGACCCUAAUGGUCGACUGUCAAGUGCUCUGAUGGGGAGUGGAAUGGAUAGGGGAACCAAUGUAAUGCCUAGACUAUGUGCAAAUGACCUGUCCAUAAAGUUCCCAGCAUAAAGUCCUGUCAAAAUUCCGUGGUCGAAAUAUGUGAAUCACUCUGGGUGGCUGGAUCCGGUCACUCAGCUGGUCCAUCGCUUCUCCCAAGCUGGUUAGCAUAGUAGAAUGCUCCCGGACCCGUGCCACGACUCCAGGCUGGUGCUCCUCUCCUGCUGACACCAUGUUCGGGUGUGUGAUUCUGUGAUGAGGUGAUUCUGAAGGAGUCAGGCGCAGGAGUGUAAAUCACAGAUUAACAGGAUUUAUUCUGAAUUACAGAGUUAAGCAGUAAUGCGUAAAAACACUCCAGUGCGCAAAACAGGCGCACUGGAAAAUACAAGGCACACAGUGAAUAUUCCCGGUGAUACAAAAUACACGGACGGAGCUCCACCGAGCUUCUCUCUCCUUCACAAUAAACAAUCACACACAAAGACAAGGGGGCAGAGGGAACACUUAUACAGGUACUGAUGAGGGGAUAUGAACCAGGUGUGUGUAAUAAACAAGACAAAACUAAUGGAAUGAUGAGAUGAGGAGCGGCAGUGGCUAGAAGGCCGGUGACGACGAACGCCAAAGCCUGCCCGAACAAGGAGAGGAGGCAGCCUCAGAGGAAGUCGUGACAGAAAAGGAGACUAUAUGAUUUUGUGUGUUGUACUUAGUAAAUUGAACAUGUGCUUAGAGUUUUAAAACAACUGCCUUUUUGAUGAUCUGUUUUGAGUUUUGUACUAAGCAUUGUGAAAGUUGACUACAUACUUGUGAAAAUCGCACCAAAGUGAUUGAAAAAAACUGUAAUACAGGAUUUGUUGCUUAUUAUAAGCGUGAUCAAGAUUGUUGGUUGGUGUUUGUGUGUGUGUGUCUGAGGUGCAUAUUGUACACAUUAACUGCACGCGAACUCUCCACUGGUGUGUGUGUGUGUGUCUGACUCUAUGCUGUGUUCCUCCUACAGCACGCAAACAAGAGAUAAUCAAGAUCACUGAACAGCUGAUCGAGGCUGUGAACAAUGGAGACUUCGAGGCAUACGCGUGAGUUCAUCAGUGUGUGUGAGAGAGUCUGAGUGUGGGUAGCUACACACAAGAAGAAGAAGGAUUGUAUGAUUGUUUUAGUCAUUUUUAGUGUGAGCAUGUAUCAUAAUGUGUGUGUGCGUGCGCGUGUGAGACAUUGAUGUGUGUUUCCUCUCCCCAGUAAGAUCUGUGAUCCUGGUCUGACCUCCUUUGAACCUGAGGCCCUGGGCAACCUGGUGGAGGGAAUGGACUUCCACAGAUUCUACUUUGAAAACCGUAAGAUCUGCAGAGAUGCUUUAUAUUCUAUUGGGGGAAACACAUGCAUCUAAUCCAGCAUCAAGGAUUGGGGGAGCCCCAGAAAGCGACAUUAUACUGUAGUUUGGGACUCAUUUUCUUGAAGGAUCUUUUGAUCUUUAGAUAUGGAAUGACCGGCGUCCCGAGUGGUGCAGCGGUCUAAGGCACUGCAUCGCAGUGCUAGAGGCGUUACUACAGACCGGAGUUCGAUCCCAGGCUGUGUCGCAGCCGGCCGCGACCGGGAGACCCAUGAGGCUUCACACAAUUGGCCCUGCGUCGUCCGGGUUAGGGGAGGGUUUGGCCGGCCGGGAUGUCCUUGUCCCAUCGCGCUCUAGCGACUCCUUGUGGCGGGCCGGGCGCAUGCAUGCUGACCUCGGUCGCCAGCUGUACAGUGUUUCCUCCGACACAUAGGUGCGGCUGGCUUCCGGGUUAAACGAGAAGUGUGUCAAGAAGCAGUGCGGCUUGGCAGGGUCGUGUUUCGGAGGACACAUGGCUCUCGACCUUCGCCUCUACCUAGGUCCGUACGGGAGUUGCAGCAAUGGGACAAGACUGUAACUACCAAUUGGAUAUCACGAAAUUGGGAAGAAAAAGGGAUAAAAAGUACAAAAAUAUAUAUAUAAAGAUAUGGAAUGACCGAACCUAUUCUCUCAAAUGACCAUUUUGACUUAGUUUUUUUUUACUUUCUCUCUUUCUGUGACUUUUUCCUUACCACUCCCCCCCCCCCCCCCCCCACCUCCCCCCUCCCUCCCUCCAGUCCUGUCUAAGAACAGUAAGCCUAUCCACACCACAAUCCUGAACCCCCAUGUCCACCUCAUUGGAGAGGACGCUGCCUGCAUCGCCUACAUCCGCCUCACCCAAUUCGUUGACGGCCAGGGCCAUCCGCGCUCCAGCCAAUCAGAGGAGACUAGGGUAUGGCACCGCCGGGACUCCAAGUGGCAGAACGUCCACUUCCACUGCUCGGGUGCGCCCGCCGCACCACUCCAGUGAGGUAUGUGUAGAACAUGUUUGUAUCAUGUGUGUGUGUAAACACAUUUACAGUUAUGUACGCAUACACACACACACUGACAUGCGCACACACACAGACACACUGUUUUGAAAACUUGUUUUCAGAAAUGUAAGAUGUGAAAUGAAAAUGUCUGUUAA
Messenger RNA from Coregonus sp. 'balchen', 10748 nucleotides. The record is from the annotation of a GenBank genome assembly. Lineage: Eukaryota; Metazoa; Chordata; Actinopteri; Salmoniformes; Salmonidae.